AUGGAAUGGGUGAAAGAACUUGAGAAAAUAUUCCUGAUAAUGGACUGUCCUAAUACUCAUCGUGUAAACUUUGCCACAUACUUAUUGAUUAGAGAAGCAGAGCAUUGGUGGACAAAUACCAAUAGAUAUUUCCAAAGCCAAAGAAUAGAGAUUACUUGGACAACCUUUAAAGAUGCCUUUUUGGGAAAAUACUUUCCUCAAAGUGUAAGAAACAGAAAAGAAAUAGAAUUCCUUGAACCGAAACAAGAAAAUAUGACUGUUGGGGAAUAUGUGGCAAAAUUUGAAGAACUAUCCAGAUAUUCUAAUUAUGUACAAAACCAACCUAAUGAAGAAUGGUUGACAACUAAAUUUGAAUCUGGAUUAAAACUUGAACUAAAAAGUAUGAUAAUAGGACAUCAAAUCAGGAAUUUUUCAUCAUUAAUAAACAGGUGCAUAGACAUUGAAGCAAGCAUGAAGGAAGCUGAGGAGGGAAGAGAGAAAGACAGAGUUUCAAGUCGGAGAAAGAACGAUGACAACAACAGACAGAGGUUUUCAAGGGCACAAAACUCAGGAAAUAACUUUGCUAACAACAGAGGAAGGAAGAAUAUAGGUAAGAUGAAUCCUCAGAUUCUAGCAUGUCCAAAAUGUAAAAAGAAUCAUGCUGGAGAAUGCCUAGCAAGAAGAGGUGUAUGCUUUAAGUGUGGAAAACCUGGACAUAUGUUGAGACAGUGUCCUCAGAAUCAAGGUCAGAAAUUAUCAACCCAAUCUGCAACAAGAGGAAGAGUUUUCACUCUUAGUGGUCAGGAAGCGGCUCAAGUUUCAAAUUUGGUUAAAGAUGUGAUUCUUGGUAUGAAUUGGUUGUCUGCUAAUAGUGUGGUCAUUGGUUGUCAUAAUAAAAGAGCAAAGGCUAAACCUGAUGCAACCAGUAUCCCUAUUGUCUCUGAAUACUUAGAGGUUUUUCCGGAUAAAAUUCCAGGCUUACCCCCAAACAGAGAAAUUGAAUUCUCCAUUGACCUAAUACCUGGAGUAGGGCCAAUUUCUAUUGCACCCUAUAGGAUGUCACGUGUAGAACUUGUUGAACUAAAGAUACAAUUAGAGGAACUUCUAUCAAAACAGUUCAUCAGACCAAGUGUGUCACCUUGGGGAGCACCAGUUCUUUUUGUCAAGAAAAAGGAUAGAAGUAUGGGAUUGUGUGUGGAUUAUAGGCAAUUAAAUAAAGUCACCAUUAAAAAUAAAUACCCUUUGCGUAGGAUAGAUGACCUUUUAGACCAGUUGAGAGGAGCCACGGUGUUUUCUAAAAUAGAUUUGAGGUCAGGAUAUCACCAGAUUAGGAUUAAGACUGAAGAUAUUCCAAAAACAGCCUUUAGGACUAGGUAUGGACAUUAUGCGUAUCUAGUGAUGCCUUUUGGAUUGACAAAUGCUCCAGCAGUAUUUAUGGAUUACAUGAAUAGAAUUUUUAGAUCUUACCUAGAUCAAUUUGUAGUGGUGUUUAUAGAUGAUAUUUUAAUAUAUUCCAAGAAUAAAGAUGAGCAUAAGGAGCAUUUAAGGAUACUAUUACAAAUUUUGAAAGAUAAGCAAUUGUAUGCCAAACUUUCAAAAUGUGAAUUCUGGAUGGAAGAAGUUAAGUUCUUAGGGCAUGUUAUUUCAAAAGAAGGAGUGACAUAUGAUCCUAGUAAAAUUGAGGCCAAAAUCAUAAUGCUUAGCCUAAGCUUGUUAGGUGAAGGAUGGAAUACCAAUCUUUACUCUUAUGAUGAUCGCAUGAAAUUCUAUAUUGUAGUAGGAAAUCAAGGAGCUGCUGCAAUAUUCUAUGCUGAAAGUGUGGAGACCUGCACCUAUAGACUAGAUUAG
This is a messenger RNA of Gastrolobium bilobum, 1827 nucleotides long. RefSeq lists its product as uncharacterized. The coding region runs from base 1 to 1827 and encodes 608 amino acids. The transcript is spliced from 4 exons. Lineage: Eukaryota; Viridiplantae; Streptophyta; Magnoliopsida; Fabales; Fabaceae. The record is from RefSeq and is a predicted model, not a curated record. Gene Ontology annotation, molecular function: nucleic acid binding; zinc ion binding.